Durio zibethinus is the source of this 557-nucleotide messenger RNA. NCBI's taxonomy places the organism in Eukaryota, Viridiplantae, Streptophyta, Magnoliopsida, Malvales, Malvaceae. The record is from RefSeq and is a predicted model, not a curated record.
UUACCAGAGGAAGAAAAAAAAAAUAAAAGUAAAAAGUUGGGAUAAUUGAACUUUGAGGUUUUGAGAAAAAUGGAUCAGAUAUUGAACAAGGUAGGUUUCUAUUGGCUGAGCCAGAAGGCCAACAAGGAGAUCAAUCCCGUCGGCGACGAUAUCAACUCAUUAUUGACCAGCAUUGAAGGCGGAGCCAAAUGGUUGGUUAAUAAAAUCAAAGGUUUGAAAAUGCAAAAGCCAUUGCCAGAGCUGUUAAAACAGUAUAACCUGCCAAUAGGUAUCUUCCCUCAUGAUGCCAUAAACUACGAAUUCAAUGAAGACACAGGAAAGCUUACUGUUUUUUUUCCAACAAUAUGUGAAGUGGGAUAUAAGGACUCAUCGGUCCUGGGCUUCUUCACCGCUGUGACUGCGUAUCUGAAGAGAGGAAAGCUAGCAGAUAUAGAGGGUAUGAAGACAAAAGUGAUGAUAUGGGUGAAGAUAACCUGUAUCUCAUCUGAUGGAUCAAAGCUUUAUGUCAAUGCCGGAAUGAAGAAAACCAGGAAUAGAGAGGCUUAUUAGGUUUCUAG